Molecule: messenger RNA, 7678 nt
Organism: Sarcophilus harrisii (Tasmanian devil)
Lineage: Eukaryota; Metazoa; Chordata; Mammalia; Dasyuromorphia; Dasyuridae
Gene: SBNO2
Product: strawberry notch homolog 2
Exons: 29
Coding region: 1684-5628 (1314 amino acids)
Biological process (GO): regulation of DNA-templated transcription
Cellular component (GO): nucleus
Molecular function (GO): chromatin DNA binding; histone binding
Source: RefSeq, a predicted model, not a curated record
GUUGUUGUGAGGAUCAGGUAAUAUAAAUAUAAAUAAUUUGUAAAGUUCUCAGCACAGUAUCAGGCAAAUAGUAAGCACUAUAUAAAUGUUAGUUACCACUACUAGUACUACUACUAUCUGGCCAGACAGAACAAAGCUAAUUACAUUUCUUAACCAUGAAAAGCUUUUCAGAUUCUAAAAGGCGAUGAUUAAAUCUCCUCUACAGCCAACAUCCUGAAUCCCUUCAUAGUCCUGAUUUUCCUCUCCCAGAGUAUGGUCUCAAAUGUAGAAUGAAUUUCCAGUGAGAAACUUCCUCUGAUUAACUUUUAAUUUAACUAUUAGUUUCCUGAGUCUAUGAGAAGAUAAGGAAUUUUGUUGUAAGGGAAGAGAUUUCAACUGGUUUUAAGGAAAGACUUCCCAGUCCUGAGGAUGAUUACUAAAUACAGGAAAGCUUUCUCAGAAAUGAUCCCUGAUCUGCCCUUAACUUCUGAAACUGCUUAAGUCACUUCCCUUCCCUGGCCUAUGUGAGGGAGCCCAAAGUCAAGACUUCUUCUACCCUCUCAUUUUAAAAGAUUUUCAUUCUAUUACAGUGGAGUUUCAUACCCAUGCCCAUUUCAUUACUUUUUAAAAAAAAAAAAAAAACGAGGUUGAUUCCUGACUGUCUUGUGUUUAUUUGUAACUUAAGAACAUGAGGGCCGUGGUACUCAACCAUUCUUAGACUUGAGGAGGGGAGGAUAAAAGACCUUGGACUAGCAGCUAAAAAUACAAAACCAUUCCCACAGAGCUUCCAUGUUUACAAAGUGCUUUCCUCACAUCCAUCUUUUAAGGGAGGAAGUUAAGCAUUAUUUUAUUUAUUCAUCUUAUGAAUGAAGUAGCAUCUUCGCUGUUAAGUGCCUCAUUCUAGGAGGUCACACAGCUGGUGAAUGCCGGUGCCAAGCCCAAAUGCAGGGAUCUUGACUCCGGGACCAGUGUUCUUUCUGUGCCAAACUGCCAAAGGUUGCCUAAGUAGAGCACGUUCCCAAACACCAGCCUCAAAUAAUUAGGAAGAUUAUCUUCACUUGAGAUAAGAAAUCACUGAAGGGCUUCCUACUCCUUUAAGUCAUUUAUUUAUCUGGGACACAGUACUCUGGACCCUGUUGUCAGUAAGUAGUCUGGGGAUCCCUAGCCUCGUUGGGCACUUCCUGGAGACCCUCAGGCAAAAACUGGCUGGAUGUUUGUCAACUCUCUUGUGGAGGGGCUUCUUUUUAGACUUGGAUUGAACUAGAUGGGUUCUGAGAUCCCUUCCAAUUCCAGAAUUGUGUGAUUCUGUUAGGAAAAGGAUCCUGAGAACAGGGAUCAGAGCAGCCGUGGUCUUUGUGGUCCAAGAAGUCUCUAUUAGUUGUCCCCGGAGGCCUGGGGAGGAGGAGGAGGAGGACUCCCUCCCAUCCCCCAGACAGAAGCCACGGUGACAGCUGGCCUCCUUGAGUUCUCGGAUGGCCAGCCCUCUUGACGGGAAGACAGACGUCUCUCGUGGCAGCUUGCCAGAGGAAGAAAAAAAUCAAGGGUUUUUUUUUUUUUUCUUCCCCUUUGCUACCCCUUUAUUGGCUACCGCAGGAGCAGCAGCUGUAGCAGAGUUGCAGGGCAGGCCCCGGCCUGGCAUUGAGCUUGAACCUGCAGAGCUUUAUUCUUUCUGACUGUUUCUCCUCUUCAGAGCUUUAUGGAGUGAUGGGAAUGGAGAGGAGGGUAACCCACAGUCUGCUUGCAGCUUUCACAGCUUGGACCAAGGAUUCCUCAUACCUCGAUGACACUUCCCUUUUCUCAUCACCUGUUGGCUCCCUCUCGGAUAUCGCUGACUCGACAGAUUUCCAGCCUGCUGAAAACCUCAACCAGACUCUCUGGGAUGUGAACACUCCAUCACAAAACCAAGAAGAGCUGUUCUCAUCUGCAGGACAGUUUCUAGGUCUGGAUGACUCAGUUGCUGCUAUCCCAAACACUCCACUGCUUGUGAGCUACCAGUCACAGACGCAGCCAGAGGAUGAUGAUGAGGGGGAUGAAGAGGAGGCAGAAGAGCUGGGCCAUGCAGAAACCUAUGCCGAUUACAUCCCAUCCAAAUCUAAGAUUGGGAAACAUCAUCCAGACCGUGUGGUUGAGACAAGCACUCUCUCCAGCGUUCCUCCUCCUGACAUCACUUACACCCUCUCCUUGCCCACCUCCGCGGCCGACAGUGGGUCCUUGUCAGCACUACAGUUAGAAGCCAUCACUUACGCCUGCCAGCAACACGAAGUCGUGCUGCCCAACGGACAGCGAGCUGGCUUCCUCAUCGGGGACGGUGCCGGCGUUGGGAAGGGCAGGACAGUGGCCGGGAUUAUCUUUGAAAACUUCCUGAAGGGCAGAAAGAAAUCCCUGUGGUUCAGCGUCUCUAAUGACCUCAAGUACGAUGCCGAGCGAGACCUGAAGGACAUCAAUGCGCCUCACAUUCCAGUGCACGCUUUAAACAAGAUCAAGUAUGGUGACACAACUACCUCGGAAGGAGUCCUUUUUGCCACUUACUCUGCCCUAAUUGGGGAGAGCCAAGCAGGGGGACAACACCGGACCAGAAUCAGGCAGAUUCUUGACUGGUGCGGAGAAAACUUUGAUGGAGUUAUAAUUUUCGACGAAUGCCACAAAGCCAAAAAUGCCAGCUCCACCAAAAUGGGCAAAGCAGUAUUGGACCUUCAGAACAAGAUGCCUCUUGCCAGGGUUGUCUAUGCCAGUGCCACAGGUGCCUCUGAGCCAAAAAAUAUGAUUUACAUGAGCCGCCUGGGGAUCUGGGGAAAAGGAACCCCUUUCAGAUCUUUUGAGGAGUUCCUUCAUGCCAUUGAAAAGCGUGGUGUCGGUGCCAUGGAGAUCGUGGCGAUGGAUAUGAAAGUCAGCGGCAUGUACAUUGCCCGGCAGCUCAGCUUCUCUGGAGUCACCUUCAGGAUAGAAGAGAUCCCUCUUGACCCGUCAUAUGAAUGCAUCUACAACAGAGCAGCCCAGCUGUGGGCAGAGGCAUUAGUGGUGUUCCAGCGGGCAGCAGAGUGGAUUGGCCUGGAGUCCCGCAAGUCCCUCUGGGGUCAGUUUUGGUCCGCCCAUCAGCGCUUCUUCAAAUAUCUCUGCAUCGCUGCCAAAGUCCGUCGCUUGGUUGAGCUUGCAACAGAGGAGUUGGCAAAGGGCAAGUGCAUAGUCAUUGGGCUGCAGUCUACAGGAGAAGCUCGAACCCGAGAGGUCCUGGAUGAGAAUGAUGGGCACUUGAACUGCUUUGUCUCUGCUGCAGAAGGCGUCUUUCUAUCACUAAUUCAGAAGCACUUUCCUUCAACCAAAAGAAAGAGAGACAAAGGAACUGGCAUUAAAAGAAAACGGAAGCCCAAAGGCCGGCCCAGCAAGAGCUCCAAGGUGGUGUGUGAGUUCCCGGGAGUCAUCAAGAUCAGCGACGACAGCAGCACGGACUCCGACCUCGGUCUCGAUAGUGACUUCAACUCCUCCCCGGAGUCCCUCAUCGAUGACGACGUCGUCAUCAUCGAUAACCCCUCUGCCGACGACAGAGGUCCUUUGCACUAUUAUGGGUCCCAGAGGGAUAUCCAUGGCCCUGGCGUGCUGGAAAAAGUCGAGAAACUGAAACAGGACCUUUUGGCCAAAGUCAGAGCACUGGGCAGAGAUCUACCUCUCAAUACCCUGGAUGAACUCAUCCACAAGUUUGGAGGCCCCGAGCAUGUAGCGGAGAUGACUGGAAGGAAAGGCCGAGUUGUGUCCAGACCAGACGGGACGGUCACUUUUGAGUCCCGCGCAGAACAGGGCCUUUCUAUCGACCACGUGAACCUGAAGGAGAAGGAGCGUUUCAUGAGUGGGGAGAAGCUCGUUGCCAUCAUCUCAGAGGCCUCCAGUUCAGGGAUCUCCCUGCAAGCAGACAGGCGGGUGAAGAAUCAGAGGCGCCGCGUGCACAUGACGCUGGAGUUACCCUGGAGCGCUGACCGGGCCAUCCAGCAGUUUGGUCGCACACACCGAUCAAACCAGAUCUCGGCUCCCGAGUACGUCUUCCUGAUCUCAGAACUUGCGGGCGAGAGGAGGUUUGCCUCCAUCGUGGCCAAGCGUCUGGAGAGCCUGGGGGCCUUGACCCACGGGGACAGAAGAGCCACUGAAUCCAGAGACCUCAGCAAAUACAACUUUGAGAACAAGUACGGAGCCCGUGCUUUGGACAGAGUGCUGUCCGCCAUCCUGAACCAGUCCGAGAACAAAGUCCCUCUGCCCAAGCACUAUCCGGGAGGAGACGCCGCCUUCUUCCGAGAGAUGAAACAGGGCCUGCUCUCCGUGGGGAUCUGCUGCAGGGAGAUGAAGUUUGGCUGCAUCGCUAUCGAGAAGGACUGCUCCAUCACCAAGUUUCUGAACCGCAUCCUGGGCUUGGAGGUGCACAAGCAGAACACCCUCUUCCAGUACUUCUCCGACACCUUCGACUACCUGAUCGAGAAGGACAAGAAAGAGGGCAAAUAUGACAUGGGCAUCUUGGACCUGGCCCCGGGCAUUGAUGAGAUCUAUGAGGAAAGCCAACAGGAGUUCCAAACCCCUGGUCACCCCCAGGAUGGGCAGGUCGUGUUUUACAAGAUCAGUGUUGACCGGGGCUUGAAGUGGGAAGAGGCCUAUGGGAAAUCGCUCAAGAUGACCGGCCCUUAUGAUGGCUUUUACCUGUCCUACAAGGUUCGAGGCAACAGGAAAACCUGCCUGCUGGCUGAGCAGAGCCACGGGAAGCACUUCAUCCUGUACAAACCCAACAUCGGCAAGCAGAGCCAGCCCGAGAGCCUGGACAGCCUGUGCAGGAAGUUCCGGCGGGUGGCAGCCGAAGAUGCCAAAGAGCACUGGGAGAAUAACUACACCUUCUCUCUGAAGCACUGUAGCCACGUCGUCUGGAACCGGCACUGCAAAGUGGUCCAGGAGGGCAAGGAGUGCCUGCAGGGCGCCCGCCUGCGCCACUACCACAUGCUGUGCGGGGCCCUGCUGCGCGUCUGGAGCCGCAUCGCCAGCAUCAUCGCCGAGGUCACCAGCAGCAGCUACCUGCAGAUCGUGAGGCUCAAGACCAAGGACAAGAAGAAGCAAGUUGGGAUCAAGAUCCCCGAGAGCUGCGUGCCCAAGGUGCUGGAGGAGCUGAAGCAGAUGGACACCGACGUGAAGCGGAAACAGGCCCGCGCCGCCCAGCCCAUGGGGCUCCCGGACCCCCUGCCCCCGCCCUUCCAGGCGGCCCUGCUGGGCUCCUGGCCCCCCCUCUCCAUGCACUCCAACCCCACCGAGGUCUUGGACCUGACCUCCAGUCCCCUGGACGAUGGCCUCCCCGGCGGGCUCCUGGGCCUGGACUCGGCAGGCCUGCCUUUCUCCCCCCAGGCCCCUCAGCUGAGCCUGCCCCCGCCCAGGUUCGCCUUCCCCCCGCCUCUGGACAGAUCGGGGCCCAGCCUGCCCAGCAGCCACCCACUGCCCCCCCACGAACCCUUGCCUCUCCUGCAGCUUCGGCCCCCUCCGGAAGACCUCACCUCCCAGGGGGACAUCAAUUUCAAGGAGAUCCUGGAAGACAUGUUGAGGUCCUUGAACGUGGUUCCCCCCGAGGCCCCCCUGGGCCUGGAGCGCCAGAGUGUCAUCCAGUUCAGCCCCCCCUUCACAAACUCCUAGGGCUGGGAGCCGGCACCCUCCCUUUAUCCCCCAGGGGGCUGAGGGGGGCAGGAGCCCUGCUUCUCUGGGAGUGUUAGGGCGGGAGCAGGAAGGAGUGGACAGGUGACUAGGAAACAACAGAGUUCCUUUUAAAACAAAACAAAAAUUUAUUUAUAUAUAAUAUACAUUCACACAUCUAUAUAAAUAUAAAUUUUUUAUGUUAUAUAUUAAGGGUAGGGGACUGGAUGGAUUGGCAUCCAAUGGCUGAGGCCUCCCAACUCUGUGAUUUCCCCUCCCCCUUCUCCAGUCACGCCGUUGUUAAGUCAUUGCCUGUGUUUGGGGUGGCAAGGAUAAAUGACCUGACUCCCUCCCCCCCACCCCAUUCUCCACUGUCAGGUAGACUACUGAGGGGGAAGGGCCAAGGCGAGGGCACCCUCACACACACCCCGAACACUCGGGAGCAGGGAGCACAGGGAAGGGCCAUCCCUCCCAGUUACCCCACACUGACUUCCCAGGGCCCGAACCCAGGCUCACCCCCCUCCCCCCAGGUGCCCUCUGCAGAAAGAGCUGAGAAUCCCCGCAGGAGAUCUGAGAGGCAGGACCACCACCAUGCCCAGCCCCCUCCCUUCGGAGAGGCUAGAAGGAGCCAGGACCAGAACCUGGGGGUCCCGUGCCCCCACUCAGGAGCCUUGGCACUUCUCUGAUUUCCCUACUCCUCAGAAAAGCUAGGGAAUCCCCUGGUUGGGUUUGAUCAGCCAGAGGAGAGGGAGGACAUCCUCAGUGGCAGCAUCAUGCUCAGCCCCUCUCCUUUUGCCUCUGGGCAUCCUGGCAGCUCCUCUGCCAGCCCAGGGUCCCCUCAGGUUCCUGGAGCCCCUGCCCAUUCCCUGAGAUGUCUGGGUCAGGCACUGUCAGGAACUGUCUGCCAGGGAAGCCAAGCUUCAGGUUUUCUCUGCCCUUCUAAAGGGGCCCUCAUUUUCCCUAAAAAGAAUUGUGGGAUCUCAGUGCUUGACGAGACCUUAGAGAUCAUCUGAUCAGGCCCCCCUCUUUUUACAGACAGGGAAACUGAGGCUCAGGGCUCUCCCUGCCCCACGAUUGGCUUUCUGCCUCCCUUUCCCAACUUCUCUGUUUUUGCUUUCCCUUGAGAAAUCGGGGUGCAGCUGGCCCCGGAGAGAGGAAGGGGUGGGAAACAGACAGCAGACAGUGAUGGCAAAUCCCCCUUCUAGUCUGCACCCCAUUUUCUAGGACUGACAGAUGGCUUGUCCUGGCUGGCUCUCUUUCACCACUGUUUCCUCCUCACUUUUUCAGGGGGAGGAAGGAUGGGCUCCGGGGGUGCCGAGUGAAUGAGUUUCAGGGAGCAGUGGCCAGGUUUGAUCCGGAUUUCUCUUCCCUGGGUGCCCACCUCUUCCCCUGCCCUUGUGCCCAAAGGGCAGCAAAGGGACCUUGCCGCCUCUUCUCUUCCAGGGCAGCACCAUUCUGCUCCUCCUCUUCCUCCUCCCUCUCUAUUUAUGAUGUCCCCUCCCCAGCGCUGGGAAAAUCUGGCACGGCUGCCAGACCCCCCCCAGAACUGCGGGAGCUGUAAACUCAGGAAAAACCGAAGGUGCUCUCCCCCUCUCACUGCCUCCGCCCCGCCCCACCCCCACGAGCAGGAUGCUUUUCAUGGGUGAACCCCACCACCGCCGCCUUUUAAUAUAUGCAAUUCUCUCCUCUAACCGUAUAGCACCUUCACCCCCUGACCCCAGGACAGGCAGGGUCAAAUAUCCGUCACUGGGGAUCUCGCCCCUAAGUUAUUGCCUCGGUCCUGCUGAUGGCGUGUCGUGUGUGAGUGUGCGCGCGUGAGUGUGCGAGCGAGAGCGCCUCGUGUCACCCCUCCCUCUGUGCACUUUGGAAUCUGCUUGUUAUGUUGGGCCUUCUUGGAUUUCUAUGUGUAUUUAUAAUUAAUUGAAAUGUAUAUAUGUAAAGAUUUUUUUUUUAGAACAUGUGCCUUUUGACUAAUUCCUACAUUUUCUACUUGUACCUUACCUUGAAGAAUAAUUUUGCAUUCAUUCUGCUCAGUAAAGAUGGAAACUCGGGC